Cyphellophora europaea CBS 101466 is the source of this 765-nucleotide messenger RNA. RefSeq lists its product as uncharacterized. The record is from RefSeq and is a predicted model, not a curated record. The transcript is spliced from 2 exons. NCBI's taxonomy places the organism in Eukaryota, Fungi, Ascomycota, Eurotiomycetes, Chaetothyriales, Cyphellophoraceae. The coding region runs from base 1 to 765 and encodes 254 amino acids.
AUGGGUAUACUGGAGAGGAUCACACAUGGACGAUCCUCGUCGCAGCCUCCCCCUUACUCUGAGCAUCCAGACUCUUUUGGCGGUCCUCCAUCGCCAAUACCACCACACGUCUACAAUCACCAGCAAUACCAGCAACCGCCGCAUCAUCCGCAGCAACAAUAUCCAUCGCAACAAAUGUACCAACAACAAUUCCUCCAAGCUCCUCAACCAUAUCAACGGCAGCUCAAUCUCGGCCCGCGAGUUCUCUGGGCAUCAUCUGAUGGUAUAAGCGGCGGUCGGGGUCGCUUGACCGCGGAAGAGGAUCGACACUCACAAGCACUUUACACCUACAGCAGUCACAGUCGAAACCCAAUGCUCCGAUUCAACUCACAACAUGGCGCUCCUUUCGCGUCUGUCACCAUCAAGAUUGCGCAAAGUCUCGACUGUCACAUCCACGGGCAAACCAUCCACAUUCCCUCCAACGGCUGGAUCGUUAUGGACUUCGAAUACAUGUCGGCCGCCUUGGGCGGGAGGCCGCUUUGCUGGAAACAGUCGUGGGGGAGUUGGACGGAAGAAAUGACAUGCCUGGCGCAGGAUAAUCAGAUGCCAGUGGCUCGGUGGAAGCCUGCUAGCUCGGUCUUGGGCUUUGGCAAGAAGAUGGGCAGGAUCGAAGUACUGCCCGAGUUUGCGUCGAACCAGCCAUUGGUGGACGAGCUUGUGGUCGUGAUGAUGGUCUCCCCAACCGCCCGCCUCUGCUUGAAAUUUGUACUGACUGCCGAGCAGUGA